CAUACAAAGUUGUUAUUGUUUUGUAAUACGUAUAAAACUUUGUCAAUAUGGAACUAAAGGGAAUGUUUCAAGGGUGGGGAUAUCCUUUGAAGGGCUUUAAACUUUGAGCUUUGAGGCCACGCGGUGUUUCGGUAUACACUAUAGAGUAUAGUUGCCGAAUGCCGAUACGCUCAGUCCACGGCACACUCGCUGACCGAGCGCUCGUGCAGCGGCUGUGUUUGCGUACACAAAAAAAAAAUACGAGAACAAAAACAUUGUGCGAAAGAACUUUCCCAAAAACUGUGUGACAAUAUAGUACAUUGGAUUUAUUAUUAUUGUUGUGUUUUUCGUGAGAUCACUGUGAAAAAUGGAUUUGUCUUGUGGAGAGAAUUUACAGAAUUCCGGUCACAACAGCAGUAGUAGUGGACGGACUAUGGAUAUGUGUAUCGCUGGACCUGAUCGGGCUUUGGACCGAGAUCCGAGGCUGCUGAUGAACCUCCUCACUCUUGAAAGAGUCCACGCACUGCACACUGAUUAUUUUCAACACGUUCAAAUUGAUAUACAGCCUUUCAUGAGGAAGGUUGUCACGACUUGGAUGUUGGAGGUUUGUGAGGAACAGCAAUGUGAAGAGCAGGUGUUCCCUCUGGCUGUGAGCUACAUGGACAGGUUUCUCGCCCAGCGUGCAAUUUCACGGCAACAACUACAAUUGCUGGCUGUCACCUCGCUGCUACUCGCCUCCAAGUUUCGCCAGUGUCAUCCUUUGUCGGUUGAUCUACUCUGCGCUUAUACUGAUAACUCAGUUUUCCCUCAGGAAGUCAGGCAAUGGGAGGUGAUGCUGUUGCAACGCUUAAACUGGCAGCUAUCAGUAGCAACAGCUUUCGACUUCGUUGAACCUCUACUAGCGAGAACCCCCUGGGGACGAACAAAUCCUCUCGUACGGACUCACGCUUUAACACUCACAUCCGUCUGCUAUACAGAGACGGAGUUCCUGUUGGUGCCGCCUUCGCUGAUCGCCGUUGCCUGUAUAACGGCGGCCGCCAGAGGGUUGAGGGUUCGGAUGACGAUCAACGACCUCUGCCUCCUCACGCGGACACCGGCCCCCGCCGCUGAACUGGUCGCACGCCACGUGGAACGAGUCCUCGCAAGAGAAACUCAACCUCAAGAGCCUAGGACGAGACACAUUCAACCAAUCAAACAGACCAACAACCAGACACAGCUGCCAGACACGCCGACCGACGUUCAGGACGUAAGAUUCUGAUGCUAAGUUAUAUCAUACCUUAUGUAUUGAUCUCGUCUGUAUUGAUGACAUUGUUAUUGUUCGCCUUGAAUAGGUCACUUUUUUUUGUAACGCACCUGGGUAAGGAGGUUUGAAAGAAAAGGUUUUUAUGUGUAUUACAUUUACCAUUCUGGAAGAGGAAGAUAUGUCCAUUGAUCUCAAAUUAAUAUUUAUGUAAAAUAAUGUAGCUCUAGAUCUAGUUAAUUUAUUAAUCUCAGACGACCAUAUUACGUUCCGACUUCAAGCUUUCGAUAUGCUCGUCUAUUGAUCUCCGUUAUCCAAAAAAUAUAUCUAAGAACUUUUUGUUACUAACCUGAAAUAACGCUGAGUUGAUGAUUUUUUUUUUUUUUUUGUAAACUAUGAAUUGAAGACGCAAAAUAUGAUAAUGAUAAUAAUAAAAAAUAUUUACACAUUUGUAUUAUAUAGUGUUUUAUAUUAAUUUUUCGCAUCGAAGUAAAAUGUGUGUCUUGAUUUUGUGUAGUUCAAUAAGAUCUCAGUUAGAUAAAUCGCAAAUGAAAUGACUGUACAAAAGGGUGUAACGUUUAGUCUGUAAUUUUAUAACAAUAUUGAUUGGAUGGUUAAAGUAAUUUAUACUACGUUAAGUUUAUUAAAUUCUAGUCAAGUUUAACACAUUCCUGUUUACGACCAAACCUUUAUAGUGUUUGUAAUAUUUAGUAUAAUUAGGUGUGUUAUUUGCUUAAUACGUUAUGUAUUUAUUAUGAAUUAAGAAUACUCAUCGAGGUUGUAGGACGGUUUCAUUAUUUCUAUUAUAUUGUGUAACUUGAUAACGAAGUAUUCGAAGCGCGGCGUUACGCGGUCUUGAUUUAAGUAAUUAGACAAAUUAAUGAACGUUCUCAUAAGUUUUCAUUUACUGUUAAUUUAAUUUAAGCUUUCUUAACUCGUAGUCUAUUUCAUAUCCUUGUUUCGCAUCCUAUUGUGAGAUUUUUUUUCAUAGAUUUGAUUAUUGGAACGAGUUCAGAGAGUUUUUUUGAUAAAACGCAUAAUGUAUAUAACUAUAUAAGUUUCUGUUAAACUACCACACUCUGAAAACAUUGUUAUCGUCUACUAAAUAUAUGUUAGUUGGUAAGACUUUGUCUUGUAAGAAAUGUACAGUUUUGGUUUUAUAAAUUAUAGAAAAACAAU
This is a messenger RNA of Danaus plexippus (monarch butterfly), 2398 nucleotides long. It is a transcript of the gene cycD, whose product is annotated as G1/S-specific cyclin-D2-like. The transcript has 4 exons. The record is from RefSeq and is a predicted model, not a curated record. Bases 347 to 1237 code for a protein of 296 amino acids. Gene Ontology annotation, cellular component: cytoplasm; cyclin-dependent protein kinase holoenzyme complex; nucleus. NCBI's taxonomy places the organism in Eukaryota, Metazoa, Arthropoda, Insecta, Lepidoptera, Nymphalidae. Gene Ontology annotation, biological process: mitotic cell cycle phase transition; regulation of cyclin-dependent protein serine/threonine kinase activity; positive regulation of G1/S transition of mitotic cell cycle. Gene Ontology annotation, molecular function: cyclin-dependent protein serine/threonine kinase regulator activity.